AUGAUAAAAUCGCAUGCAAGUCUCUUCUUUUUCUCUGGGCUUUGCUUCGCCACCACCGACCCCAGAGUCUUUCGGAGCAACCGGGAGCGACAAUAUGUUGCGAUCAUCCUCAUUUUGUUCGCAGAUUAUGACGCACGGUAUGAAGGUGCCACUUUGCCGACGGCGAGUGUCGAGGUUCUCCGUCAUACUACGGAACGAAAAUCUCGGUCGGGGGACGGAGGGCUUUACGCGGUGUAUUUCCGAGGGCACCCUUUGCGCCGCCAAAUCUCAUCUGGAGGAUAUCGUCUAGUCCAGUGGGAAUUCCCGGGUCAAGUAAAUCAGUACGUAGAUUCGUCCUAA
Molecule: messenger RNA, 339 nt
Organism: Desarmillaria tabescens
Lineage: Eukaryota; Fungi; Basidiomycota; Agaricomycetes; Agaricales; Physalacriaceae
Exons: 3
Coding region: 1-339 (112 amino acids)
Source: RefSeq, a predicted model, not a curated record